GGUUAGUUGGGAACUGUGGUGGUUGAUGUUAUGUAACCUCCUUUGGAAAAGAAAAAAGAAGUAACCUCAUUUUGAUUACCAGAGCGUGUGUUUAUAACACACGGGUUUGUUUUGUGCGGGUUUUUGAUUUUCGAUCGGUAUGGCCAAGUUGAAGAGCAGCAAACCGGCGCUGGCGAAACAAGUGGUCGUCAAGAAGCGAUUGAAAAAUGCGGGCAAUAAAAUAACUUCGGGAAAUACCAAGAAACGGAAAGCGGACGUCUUUGAAGUUCCCAAUUUCGAUAACAACGACGUUGAAGAAUUUACGACGAUCAAAACGACGAAGGACAUACAGCGAAAGGUGAAAAGACCGUUGGUUUUGGCGCCCCGCGACGUCGACUUGGAUGCCGGCGUGGAGGUGAAGAAAAGCAAGAAGAACAAACGUGUCGCCGACGUCGAGAGCGCCGCUGAGGCCGACUCCCUUACCUCAAAGUUUCAACGGUAUAAAAUAAAUGUCGCCGAUGUCGAAAGCUCCAUUCGGGGGAUCUUAAAAAUCGCCGCCAAUAACAAAGAAUUGGGAAAUAAACUAUUCGACGACGAUUUUCCCAUUUUCCUGCAAGUAAACAUGUUCAAGAUACCGAACGCCCGGGGUUACGACAAGCAUCUGUUCCGGGUGCCGCUGAAAAAUCCCCUGCUGGCGCAGGACAGCGAAGUUUGUUUGAUAGUGCCCGACGUCAAGGGGAUACCCAACAAGGAACACGAGCGCCAUCAGGAACAUUACGAGGCGUUGUUGCGGAGUAAAAACGUCACAGGUAUAAAGAAAAUUAUGACGUUCCACGAGUUCCGGACAGAUUACGAAACGUUCGAGCUGAAAUCGCGCCUAGCCGACUUAUACGACGCUUUCCUGGUCGAUGGCCGGAUCAGCGGCAAAGUGGUGCACAAGGGGGGCAGCGUGUUUUACAAAAGACGCAAAGUGCCCGUCGCGAUCAAGCUGAACGCGAGCAAACUGGCCGAGCACAUCGACGCCGCCCUGAGAAAGGCUUAUUUCGAUAUCAACAUGAAAGGUGACAGUUGCAUGGUUCAGUUCGGCAAGAGCGACCUGGGCGUUGCCGACCUCAUGGAGAACGUGUGGAGCGUCGUGGAGUUUUUGGACGCGAAAUUUCCCGGCGGGAUGGCCAACGUGCGCAGCUUGUAUGUGUUCGCCCACAAGUGUCCUUCUAUUCCCAUAUAUGUUUCUUUUGUUAAUCCGAACGACGUAAAAGUGCCCGAGCUUAGACCGACAAGACCGAAAGCGUACAAGACAUAUAGGGACGAGCUGAGCACCGAACUGGACACGCGCGUCGUCGUGAAGCCCUCGGGUCGCGUAAUCAUCAAGAGGAAACACGGAAAAAGGAACGAAAUAAUAUCGGAAACGAAGGAGUCGGUCUCUGGGACGAAAGUUAUAACGAAAAGUAGAAAUAAGAAGCUGUGAAGCUAAAUGAAACGUAAAAGUGAGGUUAGACUCGCGAUUGCGCAAUAAAGAUCGUUUUUUAUUACCAAAAGGAAUGCGUUUUGUUGCCGAAAUAAUGAAACUCCCGUCUAAUUGGUAAAUUCUAAUUUUCCAAGUGAAGUUGUACACAGUUUAGCGCAUGAACCGCGUCAUGUUAUUUACAAAGCGACACGUAUAAUUUUUAUUCUAAAUUAAAUACACGUCGUAUCCCAACUAAAUAACCUGCGGCGUAAAAAAAUAAAAAUAUAGAUUUAGAUAUAACAGCGAGAGAUUCACUAAAAUCACAACGUUCGGAAUUUUCAAACCCAAAACCUGUCGUACGUUUUCUGCCGCCGUUUCGUGUCGUUCGACUGGCAUCAGUGGCGUUUUUUUGUGUCCAAUUUCGGUUGCAAAUGCCGAAAAAACUGAAAAUGAUACAUUUCGAGGGCCCCUCGUAUCUUUCUUAUUUAUGUUUUUAGAUCAAUUUUAUAUCGGCAGUAUUUCUACCACAAAUAUCUAAAACAUGUAUAUUCUGUAUAAAAUUACGUUAUUUUUGAGAACAAUUACGUUGAGAGCGACAUUAUAUAUAUAUAUAUA
Cylas formicarius (sweet potato weevil) is the source of this 2041-nucleotide messenger RNA. RefSeq names its product ribosomal L1 domain-containing protein CG13096. Lineage: Eukaryota; Metazoa; Arthropoda; Insecta; Coleoptera; Brentidae. Bases 140 to 1447 code for a protein of 435 amino acids. The transcript is spliced from 2 exons. The record is from RefSeq and is a predicted model, not a curated record.